Triticum urartu is the source of this 1778-nucleotide messenger RNA. NCBI's taxonomy places the organism in Eukaryota, Viridiplantae, Streptophyta, Magnoliopsida, Poales, Poaceae. The record is from RefSeq and is a predicted model, not a curated record.
GGCCCUCAUAACAACACGAUGUUCUAGCCCUCUCUGACUCCCCUCACCAGAUCCGCACCACCUUCGUCCACUAUCUUGUCCCAAAAAAAUUCAUCCAUCCCGUCUAGCUCCGGCCGUCACCAGACUUACAACCCUGUUCGUGUUGGUGAUCGAUAUCGUCGAGCAGUGGGCACUCAGCUCCAAGGCCGAGCUCACCCGCCGUGGCAAACGCUGCUGCUGUUCCUCCGCCGGCGACCACCAUCGAGCCAAAGAUGGAUGCCGGCCUGCUAGCAAUGGCCUGCUCUGGCUCUUUCCAAGAUCUGGAAUCACUCCUCAACGGGAAGCCAGCCGUCUACACCCUCGGAAGCUCGGCAAGGCAGCCACCUCAUCUGUACGCGGUCACCGUUGGAGGUGAGUCCCUUCUCCACUUGGUCGCUGCCGUCUACGGCGAUUCUGAGGACUCCACCAAGAAGGCCAGCCUCCUCUACGACAAGGCACCCAGCCUCCUCUUCGUGCAAAACAGCCAGGGGGACACACCCCUGCACUAUGCUGCACGGGCGGGCAACAUGAGAAUGGUGGCUCUUCUCAUUGAUCUCGCCAAUGGUGAGGGUAUUAACAAUGCAAAGGGACUUCUUGAAACACAAAACAAGAUCCAUGAGACAGCCUUGCAUGAGGCCGUCCGCUCUGGGAACAAUGAUAUGGUCAAGUUGUUCAUGGAGGAGAACCCACAACUGGCCCGGUUUCCUGAACAAGGUACUUCGCCGUUGUACCUAGCCGUUUUACUGGAAAACAAAAUCAUCGCAAAAACACUCUACGACUUGAGUGGCGGGCUUCUUUCAUACUUUGGACCAGAUGGACGAAAUGCAUUGCAUGUGGCUGUUCAAGGAAGCCAAGGAAAAUGAAGUAAGGAUACUCAAAGCACUCAAAUAUGUUGGUGCUAAAAGGGGUAUUGUUCACCAGGGAUUCUUGGAUGAAUAUGAUAUUGACCAAGCAAGACAGGAAGAAAUACAUAUAAUGAGUCAAGUGAAAGAGGGAACACAAAGUUUAUGUAUCGGCUCGGUCUUAAUUGCAACCGUCACAUUUGGUGCAACUUUCACUAUGCCAGGAGGUCUUAGAGAUGAUGAUGAAACUAAUGCAGGCUCACCAAUACUUGCUGGAACAUUUCAUUUUUAUGCAUUCAUUGUGGCCAACACACUUGCCUUCACCCUCUCGGUCAUGGCUACAAUUUCUUUCAUAUUUUCUGGGGAUCCUACGGUACAUCUUCGAACAAGAAAAGUGCUAUUUAUAAGGGCCAUCCCUCUCUUGCUGAUUUCAGUGUCAAGCAUGGUAGUUGCCUUUGCACUUGGUACUUAUAUGAUGUUAGCUCCAAUUGCUCCUGUGUCUGCACUUGCAAUAUUUCUCAUCUUGAUUCUCAUAUUGGUGUAUUACUCUUGGGGAAUGACAAUCAGCCGUAUUGUUCUCUUCACUGCACUCUGUAAGAGAAAGGGGAAAUGGUACGGGAUAGUCUGGGCAUGGCCAUGUGCAUUCUUACUCGUGGUCCUUAUCCUUUCUUCUCUACUAUUGCUGGCCUUUAAGUUGGCCCAGGUGAGUCACACCGGUGGCAAAGUGGAACCACCAGCACAACCGCCAACACCAUUUGCUUGAAGAGGGCCAAAUACGCCCAUAUUACAUAUAUGGAUCAUUAUCAUCUUUUGUAAGUGUGGCUCUUCUCACACUACCAGUUGGAGACUUCGGAUCUGCUAUUAUCAUACUUAUGUUUCUUGAGAACUGUAGUGAAUAGUGUGCGUGUAUUUCUUUGC